Sarcophilus harrisii (Tasmanian devil) is the source of this 855-nucleotide messenger RNA. RefSeq names its product transmembrane protein 262 (gene CATSPERH). The record is from RefSeq and is a predicted model, not a curated record. The transcript is spliced from 2 exons. Lineage: Eukaryota; Metazoa; Chordata; Mammalia; Dasyuromorphia; Dasyuridae. Bases 351 to 773 code for a protein of 140 amino acids.
CAUGUGAACACAGUCCCCGUUCUCUGACUAGAAUUCCUGGGAAGACAAGAACUGAGUCCUGCACCUCCAGCUCAGGGCCUACAGAACGGACCCUUAAUAUGUCUGUUGAGUCAAAGGGGGAAACCGAGACCCUCUUCUGGAUUCUCCUAGGAACCGGACAGGAUCGUUCCCCCUUAGGUGACUGACUUCCCAACAACAGGGCCAAGGCGGUGGGCAAGGGAGCUGCCCUCUCCCCACAACUGCCUCUUGGUUCUAGAGCCCUCCGGCCAUUCUGGUGCCCACUGUGCCUCCUCCUCCCGCGUUCUAGAACUGCCUGCCCCCAGUGAGGUGUGCGGUCCGGUUCUGCUGCCAUGCGCUGGCGUGACAGGAUCUCGGUGCUCUUCUUCCCCCCGGGGGUGGUCCUGACGCUGGCGGCGUUGCUGCUCUUGAUCCUGCACGUGAGCAUCUUUGCCAAUGACGUGCACCACUUCUGCAUCACCCGCAACUUCAAUUACAUGAGCUUCCGCAGCACCAUCAUCCUCCUGGUGAGCGAGGGGGAUGCAGGGGGCCGGGGCCAGGGCCGGUGGGACCCUUCCUACAGCUUGUGGGGGCGCCAGUUCUCACAGGUGAUGAGCAUCUGGUGGGCCUCCCUGGGGUCACUCUUCGCAGAGCUGAUCAAAGACAGGAUUCUGAAAUGUUUUGCUCUGACCGUGCUGAUGCUCAACACGGCCAUGUUCAUCAACCGCCUGACCUUGGAGUUCCUCACCAUCAACUACCGGGAGGAGAAGCACUGAGAGGCUGGUGAGGGGCCAGCGCCUGCGCCAGGGAAGGAAAGGCCUUGGCUCGAUUUUAAUAAAGUCUGUCAUUUAUUUUCAA